Molecule: messenger RNA, 1217 nt
Organism: Drosophila biarmipes
Lineage: Eukaryota; Metazoa; Arthropoda; Insecta; Diptera; Drosophilidae
Gene: Rai1
Product: decapping nuclease DXO homolog
Exons: 2
Coding region: 87-1214 (375 amino acids)
Biological process (GO): NAD-cap decapping; nuclear-transcribed mRNA catabolic process
Cellular component (GO): nucleus; cytosol
Molecular function (GO): mRNA 5'-diphosphatase activity
Source: RefSeq, a predicted model, not a curated record
CUGAAUGCCUGCAUUUUAAAAGAUCAUAAGUAAUCCCCUUUUUUCCGGGCAAUUUGAUUGGACGUGAAGGUCCUGGAGAGAGAGAAAUGCCCGCCGACACAGGGGUCAUCCACCUGCCCUGGCAGCGCCUCGGCGACCCGUUCGACCGACAGUUUCCAUCGAUGACUCGACCGGAAUGCAUCGGAGUCUGCAGCAUCAACGCUCGCCGGGAUUAUGUGGACGACGCCAGCGGCGCCAACUACUUGGUGGGGCCACCAUGGCCCCCCCUGCCGAUGGAUCUGAGUGCUGGGAUAGCGGAUGUGAUCCGUAAAGCCUCGGAUUUCGCGACCAAGGAUCUGGAAUUCGCGCUCCUCUACAUACAGCACCACAAGGAGCAGCUGCUCCGCCCGAGGAAAUCGGAUCCGGGAGGCUGGGGACUGGACAUCGACUUUGUCACGCUGCGCGGCAUUCUGAGGCAGCUCAUGUGUAUGCCCUAUGAGCGGUAUCGCGAAUUCCGCAUCAAGGCCACACUCCUCAACGGUAGCGUCUACAUGGCCAAGGAGGAGACGCCGGAACAGCAGUUGGAGAACGAGAACAUGACCGAGGCCCAGAAGGACAUGUGCUCCUGGGGCUUCAAGUUCGAGCAGUACGUCACUAGUGCCCAAGCGCAGGGCAAGCCGGUGACCAAUGUGCCGGUCAACGAGGCGGAGGAGUUCAUGGGCGUGUUCCGUGGAAAGCUGGCCGGAAUAAGGCUGCUCUACGGAGCCGAGAUGGACUGCGUGGUCAGCCAGGUGCCAGUGGACUUCAAAGAUCCCAAAGUGCUGGACUCGCUGACCUUCGUGGAGCUAAAGACCACCGCCCACAAUAUGAGCUCCAACCAAAAGCGGAGCUUUGACAACUAUAAGUCGGCCAACUGGUGGAGCCAGUCGUUCCUGGUGGGCAUCAAGACGAUUUACGCGGGACUGCGCGACAAUAGGGGCAUGGUGCAGGAGAUCAAAGAGUUCGAUGUCCGCACGCUGGCCCGCAACAAGCCGUGGAACCCAUCGGCCAUGACUUGGUUCCUGGAGCAGUUCCUGCGCAAGCUUAAGGAACUGCUGGUGGCCAUUGACGAUCCAUUUGCCGUGGUCCAGGUGACUUUCCGGAACAGACAGGCCCACUACGAAGUGCUGCGCGGACCGGAACACCAAAUCCUGCCCGAUUGGUACUGCAACAUGAUUAAAUUCCCAAAUGUAUAACUA